UCCGUCGCAUUGGACGCUCGUCGUUUUCGUGCCACACUAGCAUAACCUCUCAUUUCAAGCCAGCCUGAACCAUCUUUUUUUCGUGAAGCUGCUGGAAGGGAAGUGGGUGAGGAGGAGUCAGCAGAAGAAAACUUCCCCGUCGGGAACAAUUUGUACACGGAAGACGACCGGAUGUACAUCCUCUUCAAGGGUGACGAUUUGCGUGCUAACACAUCCAUCGUCUACGAGGGGAAACUGCCGGCAGGCGCCGCUGCUGCAGUGCGGCUGCCACAGAAGGCUACGCAAACGGAUGUGUCCGACAUUCCAUUCAACCCUUGCGACUGGUCGCAUACCUCGCCUACACGUCGGAGCAGUGUGUAUGGGGACAUGGAACGCAAACCCGCGCAAUUCGUCAAUCUUCUUCAAUCCGUCAGCAAGAAGGGGGAGGGUGUCGUCUUCCUUGGGAAGCCACACGCGCGAUCCGUGUGGGAACUACUGAAGGCAGGACGGCACGUCAUCGCGAUGGAAGGGAACUCCGUCCUGUUGCAAUUUGCAAUUGAUCACGUCAAAAGCGAGGUCAAUUCGGGUGCCCACAAUUGUGAGUUCAUGGUCGUCAACGAGACUCGGGCUCGCUCGUGGAACAACAAGACGGACAUGUGGUUCAAGUUGAGUGAGAGGAAGCGGAAAAAGAUAUACGACUUCUUGUUCCUGCAAACGUGGCCGAAGAGGGACACUUACCCUGAGUAUGUGCGCCGCAAGGACCACAUGUUCAUGCUUCUCGACAACUACCACGCCGCCUCCUGCAUGAACGAGAAGACCUUCCUCAAUAGGUUGCAGCCCCUGUACUUCGUGGAGUCAGAGGAGAAGUUGAUGUUCGACAAUUACUCUUCCUUGAUCUCCACGGAAGACGGGGAGACCACCGACAUCGAGUUCGACGUGAAAGCGAACGAGGAGGGCAGCGACACCGAAAGCCUCGACCUGCAGUACUACCCACAUCCCGCGCAGCACGCUACAGGGUCGUCCUUGGCAGGUCUGUCAACAAGCCCGGCAUCCCUCGUGUCACCGAUGGCGAAACCGGCGCUUGGCACUACCACGAUGAAGUUGCUGGAGAGACUGCAAGCUCUGGCCUCCAGCCAUCGCCCACUGCGUCCCGGGUCUGACAUUCCGCCCGAUCAUCUGUCUUGGAAGGAUGACAACAUUCACUUCCUGCCUGAGCGGCAAAGUCAUUCCACUGAGGUGGACUGGGACCAUGACAUGAUUUGGCAUCCAGGAGUCAUCCAGCCGGAGAUCCAAAAGGGCGAGUGGAUCAUGGCCGUCGCUGUCAUGGGUUGAGGAUGGAUGCCCUUCCCUCGCGGGCCGAAGUCUAACUUCCUCCACGUCGCUAGAAUUGCGGUCCUUCAGAAAGU
Molecule: messenger RNA, 1385 nt
Organism: Chara braunii
Lineage: Eukaryota; Viridiplantae; Streptophyta; Charophyceae; Charales; Characeae
Source: the annotation of a GenBank genome assembly